AUGUCUGCUCAUGAUGAGGACAAGAAGAAGGUCAACCUGACCGACCCCUCAGGUGCCGAAAUUAAGAACGAGGACGAUGUGUCUACAGCCAUCCUCAAGAAGAAGAAGAAGCCCAACCAGCUGAUGGUCACCGAUGCCGUCAACGAUGAUAACAGCAUCAUCGCUCUCUCCGAGGCCACCAUGGAUGCUCUCCAGCUCUUCCGUGGUGAUACCGUCCUGGUCCGUGGAAAGAAGCGCAAGGACACCGUCCUGAUCGUCCUCGCUGAUGACGAGCUCGAUGACGGCAGCGCCCGCAUCAACCGUGUUGUCCGCCACAACCUCCGUGUCAAGCACGGUGACAUGAUUACCAUCCACCCUUGCCCCGACAUUAAAUAUGCCAAGCGCAUUGCAGUCCUCCCCAUCGCCGAUACGGUCGAGGGCAUCACCGGCUCCCUGUUUGACGUCUUCCUUGCCCCCUACUUCCGUGAGGCCUACAGGCCCGUCCGCCAAGGCGAUCUCUUCAUCGUUCGUGGUGGUAUGAGGCAGGUCGAGUUCAAGGUGGUCGAGGUCGACCCCCCGGAGUAUGGCAUUGUCGCCCAGGACACCGUCAUCCACUGCGAGGGUGAGCCCAUCCAGCGCGAAGAGGAGGAGAACAACCUCAACGAGGUCGGCUACGACGACAUUGGUGGCUGCCGCAAGCAGAUGGCCCAGAUCCGUGAGAUGGUGGAGCUCCCUCUCCGUCACCCUCAGCUCUUCAAGUCGAUCGGCAUCAAGCCCCCCCGUGGUGUCUUGCUGUACGGCCCCCCCGGUACCGGUAAGACGCUCAUGGCCCGAGCUGUCGCCAACGAGACCGGUGCCUUCUUUUUCCUCAUCAACGGUCCCGAAAUCAUGUCCAAGAUGGCCGGUGAGUCUGAGUCGAACCUGCGCAAGGCUUUCGAGGAGGCCGAGAAGAACUCGCCCGCCAUCAUCUUCAUCGAUGAGAUAGAUUCCAUCGCUCCCAAGCGUGAGAAGACCAAUGGUGAGGUGGAGCGCCGCGUCGUCUCCCAGCUCCUCACCCUCAUGGACGGUAUGAAGGCCCGCUCCAACGUGGUCGUCAUGGCCGCCACCAACCGCCCCAACUCGAUCGACCCGGCCCUCCGUCGCUUCGGCCGCUUCGACCGCGAGGUUGACAUUGGUAUCCCUGACCCUACCGGCCGUCUCGAGAUCCUCCAGAUCCACACCAAGAACAUGAAGCUUGGCGACGACGUCGACCUGGAGCAGAUUGCCUCCGAGACGCACGGUUACGUCGGUUCCGAUGUUGCCGCCCUCUGCUCCGAGGCCGCCAUGCAGCAGAUCCGUGAGAAGAUGGACCUCAUUGACCUCGACGAGGACACGAUCGACGCCGAGGUUCUCGACUCGCUCGGUGUCACCAUGGAGAACUUCCGCUUCGCCCUCGGCGUCUCAAACCCCUCGGCUCUCCGUGAGGUUGCCGUCGUCGAGGUCCCCAACGUCCGCUGGGAGGACAUUGGUGGCCUCGAGGAGGUCAAGCAGGACCUCCGCGAGCAGGUCCAGUACCCCGUCGACCACCCCGAGAAGUUCCUCAAGUUUGGUCUCUCGCCCUCCAAGGGUGUCCUGUUCUACGGCCCCCCCGGUACCGGUAAGACGCUGUUGGCCAAGGCUGUCGCCAACGAGUGCGCUGCCAACUUCAUCUCCGUCAAGGGCCCUGAGCUUCUGAGCAUGUGGUUUGGUGAGUCGGAGAGCAACAUCCGCGACAUCUUCGACAAGGCCCGUGCCGCCGCUCCUUGCAUCGUCUUCCUGGACGAGCUCGACUCCAUCGCCAAGGCCCGUGGUGGCUCGAAUGGUGACGCCGGCGGUGCCUCGGACCGUGUCGUCAACCAGCUCCUGACUGAAAUGGAUGGUAUGACCUCGAAGAAGAACGUCUUCGUCAUCGGUGCUACCAACCGUCCCGAGCAGCUCGACCCCGCCCUAUGCCGCCCUGGCCGUCUGGACUCGCUCAUCUACGUCCCCCUGCCUGACGAGGCCGGCCGUCUCAGCAUCCUCAAGGCCCAGCUGCGCAAGUCACCCGUCGCCUCGGACGUCGACCUCGGCUACAUUGCUGCCAAGACGCACGGUUUCUCCGGCGCCGAUCUGGGAUUCAUCACGCAGCGCGCCGUCAAGAUCGCCAUCAAGGAGGCCAUCACGGCCGACAUUGAGCGCACCAAGGCUCGCGAAGCGGCCGGUGACGACAUGGACGUUGAUGACGAGGCCGAAGACCCCGUGCCCGAGCUGACCAAGAACCACUUCCAGGAGGCCAUGCAGGCGGCCCGCAAGUCGGUGACGGACGUCGAGGUGCGCCGCUACGAGGCCUUUGCUCAGCAGAUGAAAAAUGCCGGUCCCGGAGCCUUCUUCAAGUUCCCCGAGGCUGGUGCCGGCGGUGAUGCCGGCGGUGAAGCUGGCAACUCGUUUGGUGAUGCCGGUAACGACGAUGACCUCUACGACUAA
Molecule: messenger RNA, 2460 nt
Organism: Geosmithia morbida
Lineage: Eukaryota; Fungi; Ascomycota; Sordariomycetes; Hypocreales; Bionectriaceae
Product: transitional endoplasmic reticulum ATPase
Exons: 6
Coding region: 1-2460 (819 amino acids)
Biological process (GO): autophagosome maturation; retrograde protein transport, ER to cytosol; mitotic spindle disassembly
Cellular component (GO): VCP-NPL4-UFD1 AAA ATPase complex; nucleus; cytosol
Molecular function (GO): ATP hydrolysis activity; polyubiquitin modification-dependent protein binding; ATP binding
Source: RefSeq, a predicted model, not a curated record